AUGGCGGGAUAUCUCGAAGCAGCAGGCGCCACGUGUGGUGCGGCUGCCGGUUCUCAGUACCAUCACUACGGUUAUCCUCCGAUGGGGGUUGGAUCUCAUUCCCAUCCGCAUGCCGAUCCGGGGCUCGCGUCGCCUUUCGCCCUCGCGACUCACGGGCACCCGCAUUCGCAUCCGUUCGAUCAUGCGCUGGCGAGUUUUCCGCAAGGCGUGAACCAGCGUAAGCAACGAAGGGAAAGAACCACAUUCACGAGGGCCCAGUUGGACGUGCUCGAGGAGCUUUUUUCGAAGACGAGAUACCCGGACAUCUUUAUGCGCGAAGAAGUCGCUGUGAAAAUAAACCUGCCGGAAUCUCGAGUGCAGGUAUGGUUCAAGAACAGACGCGCGAAAUGCCGACAACAAUUGCAGGCGCAAACUUCGGCUGGCAAAGGAUCAGCAAAGGCUGCUCAGUCCCAGGUCAACGCCGUGAGCGCGCUGCAAUCGAAUCAGGCGUGCAACAACAACAACAACAACAAUAACAACAACAACAACAAUAAUAUCAACUCUGCGCCGAUGUCGCCAUCGAGCACCAUGGAAAUAUCUGGACCGACGUCUCCGCUGAUGUCGAGCAGCGCAGCUUAUCCAAGAGCGGAUGCAACGCCAGCCGGAAACGCGUCGAACAGACCCCUGGCAACUCCUUCACCGCCGUUGACACCUUCGCCCUAUUUGACUUCGGUGAGCAAAAUGCACCAUGGCGACUACGGUUUUUCAUGGAGCGCUGGAUCGCCCAGCUCGAUGAGCGCGAGUCAAUGUUACCCAGUGAGUCAAACGGCUUACAACGCUUACCAGAAUCCGUACGCUUCCGGUGAUUAUUAUCAGACGCAACUCAGCAACAUGCAUCAUAAUUCCCAGAACAAUUAUCACCAUCAUCACCACCACCGUUCUCAGUACCAUUACAACAUGACGCUGACAUCUUCCAUGUCGCAUCUCGCUCAUCGUCAUUUAAACCCGGCAACGAUUAACGCAAUGACUGCAACAUCAGGCCCAGCCGACUCGACAGAAACUUACGAACUGUCGGAUCAGAAAUAUCAACUGAUGGUUUAA
Messenger RNA from Venturia canescens, 1080 nucleotides. RefSeq names its product homeobox protein OTX2-like. Gene Ontology annotation, molecular function: RNA polymerase II cis-regulatory region sequence-specific DNA binding; DNA-binding transcription factor activity, RNA polymerase II-specific. Gene Ontology annotation, biological process: regulation of transcription by RNA polymerase II. Lineage: Eukaryota; Metazoa; Arthropoda; Insecta; Hymenoptera; Ichneumonidae. Gene Ontology annotation, cellular component: nucleus. The record is from RefSeq and is a predicted model, not a curated record. Bases 1 to 1080 code for a protein of 359 amino acids. The transcript has 3 exons.